AGGUAAAACCACAUCGGUCUUUAAUCACAUACAGACAUACACGCACAAACACACACAUACAGGUGAGUUCGUGUGGAGUCAUGGGCGUGGCUGUUAACACCUUGUGACGUCAGUUCAGCGCGGGUUUAUGGCUCCUUCGUCUCCGAGACCAUCAGAUAUCACAACCAUUAAAAACUCAGCUACCAAUCCUACCUAAUUGCCCCCUGAAGGCAGCGUCAUGCUCACAUCUGCCCCCUCUCUGUUCACACACUCCAGCUGAUCACACCUCGUCCCUCACCUGCUCCUGACAUGCGGCGUCACUGCAAACCGACCGAGCUUCAUUCCUGCUGUCACAUCGUCACGGUGUUUGGUCGUGGCUCACUUCAUCACCCGGACGAAACCCACACGGCAAAACCUUCUGCUGCGGCUCCAAACACAGCAGCUUUACGCACCGUGGGGCCUUUUGUCCUGCGCACAGCCGUGAGAGGAAGGAUAGGAUGGUGCUGCGGAGCCUGACAUCAGCGGACAAAGUUUGAUAGCUGCGGACAUCAGAGCACGACAGCCCAGCCAUGAGGGACAGACUGAGCCACCUGCAGGAAAUGUCCAAUGGACAUGUGGAGCCGAUGGAGUAUGAAGAGCCCACUGGCUCUGAUACCUUGAGCAACGUGGACCUGGAGGACGAGCUGCCCCAUGAGGCGGUGGUGUUUGAGGACAACAGCCCCGCUCUGGAAGAGGUCUUCUCCCAGUCCCAAGACAUCCACAGGGAGAUCCAGCUCAUCCGCCUGGAGGUCAAACGGCUCCGUGAGCAGAACUCCCGCAUGUUGCAAGGCACCACCACCAUGAGCACCAUUAAAAGAGACUCCAACGCCAUUGGUGCCGACAUAAAGAAACGAGCCGAGGAUGUUCUAGCGCGUCUGCACGACAUGGAUGGAACAUCCCACAAGCUGGAAGAAACUCACGGCUCUAACUCUGCCGUCACACGCAUAGCCAGAACCCAGUACGCCUGCCUCAGCAACGGUUUCCGUGACGCCAUGUUUGACUAUAACGAGGCCGAGAUGAGUCACCGAGAGAACUGCAAGGCCCAGAUCCAGAGGCAGAUGGAGAUAGUGGGGCGCGAGGUGACGGGGGAGGAGGUCGAGGAGAUGAUAGAGAAGGGCCAGUGGAACAUCUUUAAUGACAACAUCGUGAGUGAAGGCAAAACAGCCCGAUCUGCUCUGUCCCAGAUCGAGAAGCGUCACCAAGAGUUAGUGGACCUGGAGGCUCGCAUCAGUGGCAUCCAUGAGAUAUUCCUGGACAUCGCCAUGCUGGUGGAGGAGCAGGGCCCCAUGCUGACGUCCAUCCAGAGCAACGUGCAGAAAACAGACGAAGGAAUCCAAGACGCCCUCGUCAAACUGGGCAGGGCCAAACGGCAUGACAGCAACAACCCUUUCAAAAAGAUGUUUUGCAGCUGUUUUCCAUGUUUCAACUCUUGAUUGUAGAGAAAUAGAGGAGUCGAGGGACAGCCAAGAAGGCACUUUGCUGUCCAGACAUAGACAUUUUCAGCAUGUCAUUAGUAAACUGCUCCUGUCAUCAAAGUAUUUAUCUGCAUGGCCUGUAUAGCUAUUGCAUUCAAACACAUUUUCCUGAAUUACAAUAAAGGUUUUUAAAAAAGUAAACUAUUUUGUUUGGCUAAUAUAUUUUUAAUUAUAUUUAAGUAAUUAAAGUCUGGGACGUUCAAAUGAAAUGAUAAUAAAUCACAAUUCUUCCUCUAUGACUGAGGUGUGAUGAAGGUGUGAAACUACAAUUUGAAGAUAUUUUUCAUGUUUUAGAGCCUGCUGAGUCUCCACAUGGCAGUGAUUUUACAAAUGCAGUCACUUUCAGGAAUAUUUUCAUGCGACUGAGGGGGCGAGAUGCAUGUUAGUGCUGGGAAUGCUGCUGUAGAAAAUGAUGCAGUACACUGCCACGGUGGUAAACCUUAAAGAAAUUAUUUUAAAUACGGGUUAAAUCAAAAAAUUCUUACCUUAAUUUUUUUACCAUCUGUCCUAUAAUCUCUACAUGUAAUUCCCUUUGGUCUUAGUUAACAUAAGGCUGAGAGGCUCUUCUAGAAAUUGUAAAAUUGAGUUUUUGAUGAUUACACCAACUUCUCUCUGUAUUAUUGUGUGUAACAAGCCGUUCUGUGUUGACCACAUUGCACAACACUUUAAGAAUUCCCCAUCUCUUCCUCAUACUCUCUUUUGAGCCCGUAAGUAAACAUGUUGACUUCACCUCAUCCUCAGUCUAGAAUUAUGCAGGGAUUCACUGUUGAUGUCGACUGUGCACUAAUAUGUUACUUUGGAUGGAUGGUUAGUUUUUCAUGAAUUUUGUAUAAUACUUUUUUGUCUUUCUUCUGUGGUGUCUUUAUUUCAUCAUAAUAUAUUAAAAUAUUACAUGACUCUG
Messenger RNA from Acanthochromis polyacanthus (spiny chromis), 2394 nucleotides. It is a transcript of the gene stx11b.1, whose product is annotated as syntaxin 11b, tandem duplicate 1. Gene Ontology annotation, biological process: intracellular protein transport; exocytosis; synaptic vesicle fusion to presynaptic active zone membrane. The transcript is spliced from 2 exons. NCBI's taxonomy places the organism in Eukaryota, Metazoa, Chordata, Actinopteri, Pomacentridae. Gene Ontology annotation, cellular component: SNARE complex; endomembrane system; presynaptic active zone membrane. The record is from RefSeq and is a predicted model, not a curated record. Gene Ontology annotation, molecular function: SNARE binding; SNAP receptor activity. Bases 549 to 1451 code for a protein of 300 amino acids.